GAGCUCGCGGGCAUUCAAUCUGCGUGGUGUUGGACUGUACCAAACUCGCUCGUAGGGGAUCUUCCGAUGGCACAGCCAGGUACUGCAUCGCACACGGCGGAGGGCGACGGUGUCGUCACCCUGCUUGCCAGUCUGCGGCUAGGAAUAGACUGGGAUAUUGCCAACGGCAUAGUGGCAUAGCCGAAGCUUCAUGCUCCAUCUUCAGCGCGAUUACCACUGUAAACUGCGACGAGAUCCUUGGUGGCCACAGCAGCGGACAGCGGCAACACUGUGGAGUGAUCCCCACUGUGCAAG
Molecule: messenger RNA, 294 nt
Organism: Perkinsus marinus ATCC 50983
Lineage: Eukaryota; Perkinsozoa; Perkinsida; Perkinsidae
Exons: 2
Source: RefSeq, a predicted model, not a curated record